AACUUAAUUGUCAAAUGAGAUGUCACGAGUGGAAUUAUCAAUUUUCGGUUUUGGAAAAAAUGUAUAAUUUACACAGAACCUUGAAGAUAAAUAACUAGAAUUAUCUAGUUUUUAAAAUGUUUAAAAAACUUUCGUAAGGGACUAAGUUAGUGACAAUGGAUGGUGGUGACAGAAUUCUUGUCGCCGCUGGUCUUACCGCGGCUGUUGUUGUGGGAGCCUUCGUAUUAUGGGGUCCAGGAGGAGCUCCACGAGUUCGGAAGCGUCGAGGUCAGAUAGCAGGGCUUCAGAAUUUAGGAAGGACAUGCUUUCUCAAUACGUUACUUCAGGCUCUCGCGGCUUGUCCCACUUUUAUUGAAUGGCUUAAAAAGUACGCGAAGGCCAAUGGACAUAAUAGUAUGAUCACAACUCUGUACACCGUCAUCGAAGUUGUAAAUGGGACACAUGAGUCUGCUCGAGGUACACCUGUGUGUCCACUGGGUGUUCUCCAAGCUCUGCGAGCAGCUGGUUGGGUUGUGCCUGCUGAUCAGCAGGAUGCACAUGAAUUACUACAUGUGUUAUUGUCUUGUAUCGAGGAAGAAACUACAGUUAUGUCUAAAAAGCCUGGCUGUCUAUCAGAUGCUCUGGGCCUCGGCGGUGGCCGUGCCUGGUCUGCGUUGGCGUCUCCCGCUUCCCCGCCCGCAGCUCCUCUGUCGAUGCGAGACGAUGGAAUGUCGCGACCAGCUCGACCCGCAUCAGCCGCGCCGCCGGGAGAACCGGAGUUAGUCGAUCCAGACGAGGCGCCGUCCCCGCUGCGGCUGUCGAAGGGCGUGUCGCGCUCGUUCUGCCACCUCAGCUCGGUGGGGCGCCGCUGGGCCGCCGCCCCCGCGCGCCCCGCGCCCGCGCCGCCCACGCGCGGCACGCUGGCGCAGCGCACGCACUGCACCGUGUGCUCCACCAAGAGUCCCGUGCGAUACGACAAGUUCGACAGCAUUACGUUGUCGAUGGCGAACGCUAGCACCGGCCUCUCCGGCACGUACAGUCUGUCUGGUCUGCUGCGCGCUUUCACCGCCCCCGAGCUGGUGAAGGGUCUGCGCUGCUCCAAGUGCUGUCCCGAGGAGAGCUCGGCGGUGCCGCAGCACGCGCAAACCAAACACAUCCGAACCGUCACUUUUGGGAAGCUGCCGGCGUGCCUGGUGCUGCAGGUGGCGCGCGUGGAGUGGCGCGGCGGGGGGCCCAGCAAGCGCGCCGAGCACGUGGCCUUCCCCGAGACGCUGUGCAUGGCGCCCUACGCGUCGCGCCCGCGCGAGGCCCCCGCGGCGGGCCUGGCCGCGUUCGGCGUGCCGGCGGCGGCCCCCCCGGGCGACGAGCGCGCCGCCUACCGGCUGGUGGCGGUGGUGGUGCACGUGGGCGGGCCGCGCUCGGGGCACUUCGCCACGUACCGGCGCGGGAACGGCUUCGAGAGCAAGCGCUGGUGGUACACGUCGGACACGCUGGUGCACGAGGUGUCGCUGCAGGAGGUGCUCCGCUGCGCCGCCUACCUGCUGUUCUACGAGCGCGCCCCGCCCCCCCCGCCGCUCACCACGCACUUCUGAGCCGACGCCGGCUGCUCUCCUCUGCGGCGCUCGAGAUGAACAUGCCGAAUGCUCUGUCACUUUAUUUACUGCGGAGUGAGACUCCUUAUAGCGAGCCUCCGCUCUCCGCGGCGGCCUGCGGGUCGUCGUAUGAGUGAAUCGGCCGAUAGCUGCGGUGCGAUCGGUACAUAUGCGAAGGCUAUAUUUAAAUGUGAUCAUUAUGAACUUAAAUAUGUAUGUAUCCUUUUUGAAAUAUUUAAAUUGGCUGUGUAUUAAAUCGAAAUUUUAUAAAUGUAAAUAGAAAUUUCUAAAUAGUUGCUAAUCUUUGUCCAAAUUGAUUGAUUUACUUUUCUCCGGAAUCGGCACAAAAUCUAUAAUAACAUUGAACAAUAUUCUUAAAAAAUAUUCUUAAUAGGAUUUCUCGUUGAUGUUUAUCAUUAUAUGUGAAAUUUAAACCAAAAACCGAAGCAGCAGUAUAUAUUCUUACAUAUUUAUAGGCAUAUGAAUUCAAUGGAAAUAUGAAUUUCCUAAACGUUUCGGGAGAAAUCCUACCCACGUAGAUAUCAAAGUUAUUAAUAAUAUUGCCGCGUUGGUAGAUGCAAAUUGUAGUUACAAAAAAAGUUACCGAUAAUUACCCAGAGCUUUGAUAUUAGAUUAGAAGGGUUGCUACAAGGCUGCGGAGUUACGUAAACUCCUUUCUACCUAAAUGGAUUCGUAAUUUCUCAUUUUCCUGUAACAUUACAAGAAUAUGAAAUCCACGCUUUAGCAUGUAAAAGUAUGACUUACUAAAACCUUCUCUGAAACGCACUGCAUUUUCUCGUAUAAGUUUUACGUGUAUUGGCUUAGAUGUUCAACUUUUUCUUUUUAAAUAUAUUGCCUUACCAAAUAUACAAUAUAUAACUCAGACAUAACGGUGGUGACUGAGAAUUAGGAAUAAUCUUUAAAUUAAUUUGACAAGGGUAAAAGUGUUGCUGUCUUUGUCUGUUUCGUUGAGUUAUAGGAUUAUUUUGACAAGUCUUCUAUUGACUUCACUUCAAGCCAAACAAAAUCUAUAGCCCAUUCCAAUCGAAGUAGGAAUAAAGAUAAACAAACCUUAGAUUUACGUAUUCCAUGCGAUUUGCUAAUAACUGACCUAUAUUGUGCAC
Molecule: messenger RNA, 2695 nt
Organism: Vanessa atalanta (red admiral)
Lineage: Eukaryota; Metazoa; Arthropoda; Insecta; Lepidoptera; Nymphalidae
Gene: Usp30
Product: ubiquitin carboxyl-terminal hydrolase 30 homolog
Exons: 7
Coding region: 156-1571 (471 amino acids)
Biological process (GO): protein deubiquitination
Cellular component (GO): nucleus; cytosol
Molecular function (GO): cysteine-type endopeptidase activity; cysteine-type deubiquitinase activity
Source: RefSeq, a predicted model, not a curated record